This is a messenger RNA of Staurois parvus, 1249 nucleotides long. Lineage: Eukaryota; Metazoa; Chordata; Amphibia; Anura; Ranidae. The record is from the annotation of a GenBank genome assembly.
GGCUUUAAAUCCUUGCCAUGUAUACAGUAGAGUCAAUAUGAUAAUAUGUAGAGCAUAUAAAAUCGAGCCUGUUUCUUUUAUUCAUAGGGAUAUUUUGGAAGGGUUUUUUAUCAAGAAGUAGGCCUGAAUACAACAUUGAGCAGGGGGAGCUGAGGUCCCGGUGGAAGGUCGUAAACCUUCUAAAAUGAAACUACCAAUCAUUUCAUCCAAAAAAUACCAGCUUCAUGUGGAGUGGGCUAGAAGUCUCUUAGAAGGACAAGGAAUGGACAGGAAUACUGCUGACAAGAUUCUCGGAGAUUAUUGCUCCCUGAUUGAUUUUGCGGAGGAUAAAGAUGAAACUGUAGAUUCUGUGGACUGCAAAGCUCAAAAUAAAUUUACUUCUGCAGAUGAAAGAAAUGAGGAUUUUGAAGGUAACCCCCUUUUUGAUCCUUUAGCAAAAUAUAGCUCAGAGGAACUGGAGGCUCAGGAACAGUACGUUGCACCAGAUAGAGAAGUUCUGGAGAAGAUGCAUUGUCAUAGACAUGAUGACUUAAUUGUACAUUGUGGCUGUAGGCCAGCAAAACAGACUGUUCAAAACAUUUCUGCUGAGAAAAGUGUAAUCAAUGGGGAAGAACAUGAAUAUGUGUUGGUGGAAGAGGAACAAGACUCUGCUAGUCUUCAAGACAAAGAUGGGCAGAAUGACAAAAAUAAGAAGCACAAACUUGUUUGCCGGAGAAAUCCAUUCCGAAUGUUUGAGUAUUUACAGCUGAGCCGUGAAGAGGCUUUCUUUUUGGUGUAUGCCUUGGGUUGUCUGUCAGUCGCUUAUAAAAAGGAACCUUUAACAAUACAGAAACUCUGGGAAGUUUUCUGUGCAGCACAGCGGAACUUCCAGACAAGUUAUAUGGCAUACCAUCACUUCCGAAGCAAAGGCUGGGUGCCCAAAGUGGGACUAAAAUAUGGAACAGACCUGUUGUUAUAUCGUAAAGGUCCACCCUUCUACCAUGCAAGUUAUUCUGUAAUUGUGGAACUUGUUGAUGCUGAUUAUGAAGGUUCUCCUCUGCGACCAUUGACCUGGAGGUCUUUAUCUGGUCUUAACAGGACAACAAUGAAUGUGUCUAAGGAAUUGCUGAUCUGUUAUUUAAUCCAGCCUCAGGAUUUUACAGAAAAGGAAAUGAAGUCUCCAGAAUGCAUAAAAAAGUUUAAAGUUCAGGAAGUGAUCGUCAAUCGAUGGAUCUCAUCGCAAGAGAGAGUGGAGCAUGAAGAUUUGUAG